AUGAAGAGGGUGCCAUUUGGGACGACAGCGAGCCCCUUUCUUUUAAGCGCUACCCUGCAGCAUCACUUCAAGUCGUUUCUGGACGUCGAUGGAAAGUUGGCUGAGUCGUUGCUCAAUUCCUUUUACGUGGACGACCUGCUCACCGGAGCUCCACCCGUGGACGAGGCCCUGGAUAUAGCUUACAGAGCACAAGAAAUAUUACUUGAGGCUGGUAUGAACUUAACAAAAUGGGCUUCAAACGCUGCCGAGAUACAACAGGCAUUGUCACCACAAGAUAUCAGCUGUGGUGUGAAGAGGAAAUCAUUUAACGAGCCCGCCCAGGGCAAGGUGCUCGGUGUUGUCUGGAAUCGAGAACUUGACACGUUCACAUUCUCUGGAGAACAUCUGUUAAGCAUCAUUAGAGACACACAACUAAGCAAGCGGUCGGUGCUACAGGCCUCAGCUAGGAUAUAUGAUCCGCUCGGCUUUAUUUCACCCUACACGAUCCGGGUCAAGAUCAUUUUUCAAGAACUAUGGAAGGCUGGACUACAGUGGGACGCUCCCCUACCGGCAGAUUUAGCGACCAUGUGGCGAUCCUGGAUUUCAGAGCUACCAGAGCUGUGCAGUAUAUCCUUGGAGAGGUGUUUGUUACCUGUCAACGGGACAGAAUACGUCUACGAGCUGCACGUAUUCACAGAUGCAUCACCACAUGCUUACGGGGCCUGCGCCUUUCUGCGAACGAAAAAUGAGUGUGAAGAAAAGAAAGUGCGGCUGAUCUUCGCCAAGACACGUGUCGCGCCGAUCAAGACGCUCACGCUCCCACGGUUAGAACUAAUGGGAGCUGUAAUAGGAGUACGAAUUGCCAAUUUCGUCAGAUCGUCGCUGGCGGUGGUAAUAAAAGGUGUGACAUUCUGGACAGACUCUACAAUUGCUUUGAGUUGGAUCAAGGGUGAUGCUACGCGGUGGAGACCGGUUGUAGGGAACAGAGUCGUCGAGAUCCAAGUACACAGCGAAGCGAAGCAGUGGAGGCACUGCCCAGGGAGUGAGAACCCGGCCGACGCACUGACAAGAGGACUUACCGUCAAGAAGCUAAUCGACGAGAGGCAAUGGUUCGAAGGUCCCGGCUGGCUAACACAGAACGAGGAAUUAUGA
Messenger RNA from Ornithodoros turicata, 1131 nucleotides. RefSeq lists its product as uncharacterized. The transcript has a single exon. The coding region runs from base 1 to 1131 and encodes 376 amino acids. NCBI's taxonomy places the organism in Eukaryota, Metazoa, Arthropoda, Arachnida, Ixodida, Argasidae. The record is from RefSeq and is a predicted model, not a curated record.